UUGUUUAUUUUUGUAGCACAUCUCUACAUCAGUUUGUAUAUUUUUGUCAUGAAAGUGAAUAUUUUCUAAAACAAUAAUUUAAAUAUAAAUAUAAAACGUAUAUCCUUGUGUACGUAAUUAUAGUAAGACAUUUAGUCAAUGGAUACUGAAUGCACUGUUUUAAGCCUGAGCCUGAGCGAUGAAUCGUGUCGUAGCUGUUUAAAAAACUUCGCUGCCUUAAACUCCCUCGACGCUGAAGUAGAAUAUGGCAAUGAUACAUUUGUUUUGAAAAAUUUAUACAUGAAACUCUUACCCGCAACUAAUUUACAAACGACUGUUCUCAAUCAAUAUGAGGUUCAAACGGUACCAAACCGAAUCUGUACGGAUUGCACCCUUAAGCUUCUAAAUGCUUAUGAUUAUAUAUGUUUAGUUGAAAGGUCGGAAACUUUGUUAAUGCAAUAUCAACAUCCGUCUCAUACCAAAGUGAAAACAGAUGUGGAAUCAUUUGUCAUUACAGAAUUGAAAAAUGACAUAACAAGUAAUGAAGAUAGUCAGAACGGUGAAGCAUUAGAGACAGAAUAUCUACUUGACGAUUACAAUAAUGAUGAAGAUGUUGUAGAUGUAGACAGGGAAAGAGGUGAUGACGAGGUUUCAAUUGUAAAUAAAAAUGAAGUUUAUGUGGACGAUGAGCUUCAAUUUGAAAAUUUUGAAGCAAUAAAUAUUGAAGAUGUUAAAGAGGAAGUGGAACAGGUUAGCAACAAGAGAAGACAUAAAAGGAUAUACCAAAAUAAUGAUGUUGUAGGAAAAAAGCAACCACGAUUCGCAAUCGGUUCUCGUCUGGGAACAUUUGUCACAACCAAUUGGCGCAAAUGUCCUCAUUGUGAGCGUGUUUUCGCCAGAAAUGUAACAUUGGAAAAACAUAUACAAGCAGCUCAUACAAAUGUGCCAGCGGAGUGCAUUGCCGCUAUUGCACCCAAACCUACCGAAGAUAAGCCAAUACAAUGUGACCAUUGUCCGCGUACUUUUGCUCGACACUUUGCAUUGGAGCGACAUCUUAAAGCCAUGCACCCGUCGAUUACAACCUCCGCAGAUAAUCUUGAAUCGAAUACAAAUCCCGCUGAAAUUGCAAAAACGAAAAAAACGUAUAAGCGUGGAAUAUGUCCACAUUGCGGUCGCAGUUUUGCUCAAGCAAGCUUAGUAAUACAUAUACGCCGACAUACAGGUGAAAAGCCAUACCAAUGUGAUGAAUGCCAAAAAGGUUUCCCUCGACGUCAAGAUUUAGUUGUACAUAAGCGGCAACAUACGGGCGAAAGACCACAUGUAUGCACAGUUUGUGGAAAAUCGUUUACCAGACCAAAUAAAUUAUCAAGGCACAUGCGUAUACAUACAGGACUUCGUCCGUAUAAAUGUUCGGAAUGUCAUAAAUCGUUCACACAAUCGAACGACCUGCGUAUUCAUAUGCGCCGACAUACUGGCGAAAAACCCUAUAAGUGCAAUAUUUGCAACGAAGCUUUUAUAAGCGGUACAGCGCUCAAGGCUCACCGCAUGGCCAAUAACCAUGCUGCACCGCCGGACGCCGAAAACGAUCCAUAUGCGAAAUGUCGUUUAAAUAAAGCGAUCAAACUUGAUAAUCCCGAAUGAUUUCGGUAUUCUUAGCAGUUCAAAUAUUACAUUUUAUCAAAACAACUAUAGGAAAAAUAUUUUAUAAAUGAAUGGUACAUAUGUUGCAGUAAAGGCAAUAACAAUAAAGCUUUUGAAGAUGUCGGAAAUUUUUGUGUAUGUGUUUUAUUAGAUUUAAAAAUGUGUAUGUCGGAAGAGGAAUUUUAUAGGCUACGUAUGCUUUAUCUAGAAGACAUUUCUAUUAAGAUGACAUUUUAAACAGUUUACUUUGGAUAGUAACACCCAAUGACUGAAAACUUGAUCUGUUCCACAUUUUUGAACUCACGUCUGAUGAAUUGGUCUUCCAGUGAUGAGUAGUGCAAUCAAGAAUCCCAUAAAUAAUAUUUUGAAAUAAAAGUUUACAUUUUUUGCGUUCUUUAUGAUAUUUAUUUUCAAGCGGAAUUUUAGAGAGUUCAUUGUUAUUUGAGUUUAUUAUUACUCAACGCGUAUAUAUUUUAUGUGGUUUAAAAGAAUUUCAUAAUAAAUACACCUAUUUGAAGUUGAAUUUCUUUAUAUACAAUAUUUCCGUUAUGUUCAAUGAUGCCGGAAGAAAAUUAAAUUUAAAAAAUGUAUUACCUGUAGUUAAAAUAAGAGAUAUGAGAAAAUAUUUAAAUCAAUACAAAAAUAAGAAUAAAAAAUGAUAUAAAGCAUUCGAAAUAACACAAUACAUUGCUUUGCUACAAUUAUAAAGACACUACACACAAGCGCCAUUC
Zeugodacus cucurbitae (melon fly) is the source of this 2351-nucleotide messenger RNA. RefSeq names its product zinc finger protein 431. The coding region runs from base 139 to 1620 and encodes 493 amino acids. Lineage: Eukaryota; Metazoa; Arthropoda; Insecta; Diptera; Tephritidae. Gene Ontology annotation, molecular function: RNA polymerase II cis-regulatory region sequence-specific DNA binding; DNA-binding transcription activator activity, RNA polymerase II-specific; zinc ion binding. The transcript has 3 exons. Gene Ontology annotation, cellular component: nucleus. The record is from RefSeq and is a predicted model, not a curated record. Gene Ontology annotation, biological process: regulation of transcription by RNA polymerase II.